This is a messenger RNA of Fusarium verticillioides 7600, 2629 nucleotides long. RefSeq names its product Ras-like C3 botulinum toxin substrate 1. The coding region runs from base 1119 to 1718 and encodes 199 amino acids. NCBI's taxonomy places the organism in Eukaryota, Fungi, Ascomycota, Sordariomycetes, Hypocreales, Nectriaceae. Gene Ontology annotation, cellular component: plasma membrane; cytoskeleton; cell cortex. The transcript has 5 exons. The record is from RefSeq and is a predicted model, not a curated record. Gene Ontology annotation, biological process: establishment or maintenance of cell polarity; regulation of actin cytoskeleton organization; small GTPase-mediated signal transduction. Gene Ontology annotation, molecular function: protein kinase binding; GTP binding; GTPase activity.
UGCAGCCUCUCUCUCCGCCUUUCAUCUGCACCAACAGCCACCGCCUGCACUUUGAAUAGCCCCGCCUUGUGCAGUCUUGGGAUAAUAAACUCAUCUGCUGCAGCUUGAGCAUUGUUCCUUGCCUUUGGUUUUCCCUCUCUCAACUGUUGCAGCCUCCCCGUCUUCAUCUCUUUUCACAACCCGGCAAUCUUUGUUCGGUUUCCAUCCAAUCCGGCCUCUGCAUUGUCAUCCCCAGCCGCAACCGAGAGUCCAUCUUAGCCAAGACGGCCAUUAACAGCGAAUCCUUACCACGAAAGGGUUCAGCGACACAGCAGGUAAGCUGCCUUUACCCCAAAUUACGGUGCUUGGUUGGCCCCUGAGCCCUUGUAUCUCCCCCACCCCCAGGCGCCUACCUCUAUAGCCUUGAGCAAGCUCUUGAUAGCGAUCAACUCCUGGCAUCCCAAGCGGAUAAGUUCCAGUAAGGUAGGUCAAGUUAGUCGGCGAGGCUAGGUCUUGGCUUAUUACUGCGAACAGGGCCUGAGGUGGCACGGGAGGUGGCUACUGGUGGCAUACCCUGGGCGCCUCUCUCGUGGCCCUCCACUGCCUGGGCUUGCUGGGCUUGGGGGCGUCUAGUCCAGUGCCAGUCUACGGAGUAGUCCACUCAGUGAUACGGUACAGUCUGUACUGAUUAGAGGUGGAGCGGCUCCCAUCGUUGAACCUCCUCCUGUGGCCUCACCUUCUGCGGCACAAAACGCGUGAACUACACCUCGGUUUUGUGUCAAGUUUCUUCUCUGACCUAUCUUUUUAUGCAGCUGUGAAACUCACCUGAGGAUCCAUUCGAGUUCUGUCGCCGCUUGUCACAUCCAAAACAAAAUCGUCAUCGUCGCACCUCGUUCUCUUCCGUUAUCCGGCCUUCGAGUCCCUGGCCUGCCUGUUUGACCUGCCCCUCCCAGGCGCUCUAACCUUACCUACUACCUACCUACACUCUAGUCUGCAUUACAUCCACCAUCUUCGUACAGACACAACAAUUGUCGCUUCCAUCAUCUCCAUCAGCCCCUCGACGACUUUUUGCGCUUCCACAUAAUUCGUCGAUCCGAUAUCCAUUUCCUCCGACUUUCUCCUUAUAAACGAUCGCAACAAUGGCUCAGCCCGGCGUCCAGUCAUUGAAGUGCGUGGUGACUGGUGAUGGUGCUGUUGGAAAGACCUGUCUACUCAUUUCCUACACCACAAAUGCCUUCCCCGGCGAAUACAUCCCCACUGUCUUCGACAACUACUCGGCGAGUGUUAUGGUAGAUGGCAAGCCUAUUAGCCUUGGCCUCUGGGAUACUGCUGGUCAGGAGGAUUACGACAGACUGCGACCUCUCUCAUACCCCCAGACCGAUGUCUUCCUCAUCUGCUUCUCCAUCGUCAGCCCUCCUUCAUUCGACAACGUGAAGGCCAAGUGGUAUCCCGAGAUUGAUCAUCAUGCGCCUAACAUUCCCAUCAUCCUUGUCGGAACCAAGCUUGAUCUUCGAGAAGACGCCUCCACCCUCGAAUCACUUCGACAGAAGCGUAUGGAGCCUGUGUCGUACGAGCAGGCGUUGACCUGCGCCAAGGAGAUCAAGGCCUACAAGUACCUCGAGUGUUCUGCCCUCACUCAAAGGAACCUCAAGAGCGUUUUUGACGAGGCCAUCCGAGCUGUUCUUAACCCUCGACCCACACCUUCGAAGCAAAAGAAGAACAAGUGCUCCAUUCUGUAGAUAUCCAUCUAACGAACGCUAUUCCCGCGCGUGGCAAGGCACGCGCUCGAUUUUCUCAACGAAAGCGUCUGGACGACGCGAAAUGACACGAAGAACUCAGGACGAAUGUUUAAUAGGCAUUCAGCGAUACAAGACGGCGGCUCUUGACGGAAUAUCCCCUGGGAGCGGCUGGGGCUAGACUAGGCUAUUGCUUUUUUCUCGAGGCCCGAUACCCGUACCCAGAACAUGACCCUCGCAACGAUCAUGCGGAGGCAACUGCAUAUGACGAUGGCUUUUAAUUGCAAGGCGGUUCUUGAAUGAAUUUUGGGUUUUUACUAUCUGCGGUUACGUGUUUCCAACCGUUGCUUUUUAUUAUUUAUCUCUAUUUGCUCAUAUCUCAUGCUGUGGCCUCCUCGCGGAGUUUAUACCGAUUUUGCCAGUAAUUCAAGAACCGGAUUGCAGUUUGGACAGAUGAUUGCUUGCGAUUGUUUUGUGAUGUUUUGUUUUAGACAAGUGUCUGUUUUACCUGUGGAGGUAUGUUGAAUGAACACGGCUAUCAUGCCUCAUAUCUGGCAUUCACUCUUGAAACUUGCAGUUUGGCACCUCGUUUCUGCGAUGUACAGUCGUUGGAGUUCUUCCACCAGCGGUCAAUUUGUCCGUCUCGAAUAAGAAUUGGUCUCUUGGGUUUGUUGCUAUGGGCGAAAGAUAUUGCAUUGCUGUUAGGGCUUCCAAUAGAGUAUACGUUCACUUAAAUCGGAGCGUAAACAGAAAAGAAUCUACAGUGUACACUGGUUGAUAUAUACGAUCAACAGUCUGUUUAUAUAGGCGUUCACCUGAAGCAGAAAUAUCUCAGAAUCAGUCAAAAGAAGUAGUGAUAUAGAAAUAUAAUUCAUCGUUUGUUCGUGAGGUCAAAGAUCGACUUCCUUUGGGUA